Spea bombifrons (plains spadefoot toad) is the source of this 1491-nucleotide messenger RNA. RefSeq names its product pro-apoptotic WT1 regulator (gene PAWR). The coding region runs from base 207 to 1238 and encodes 343 amino acids. Gene Ontology annotation, cellular component: cytoplasm. The record is from RefSeq and is a predicted model, not a curated record. The transcript has 7 exons. Gene Ontology annotation, biological process: apoptotic process; positive regulation of apoptotic process. Lineage: Eukaryota; Metazoa; Chordata; Amphibia; Anura; Pelobatidae.
GCGAAGCGAACGAUCAGGCGAGUUAGUUAGUGAGGUGAGCGAACGAUUAUCUCGCCGCACCUUGUCCUGGAUACGCUGACCUGCUGUGACGGACUGUUCCACCCCCGCUGCACAGAUCCCGUUGAGGACUUUGGCUUUGUAUGUUUCCAUUUAUGCCCAGAGCAACUGGAGAACAUCCUUGUGCCUGAUACAGACUUUGAGAGAACAUGGCAAGUGGUGGCUUUAGGUCGCACACUCCAUCUACCUCCAAUACCACUGAUUUCUUGGAGGAAUGGAAAGCAAAGAGGGAGAAGAUGAGAGCCAAGAUGUAUGCAGCUGAGGCCGCAGCAGCAGCGGCAGCGGCAGGUGGAGGAGGUGGUGAAAUUAUCAACAAGACUAGCAACGAGUUGAACAAUAAUACCAGCAACAAUACUAUGGCCAGUAACAUCCAAGCAUCCGUUUCCUCAUCUGUCUUUAAAACUCCAGCAAACAGGAGGGCCGAGGAGGACCAAACAGUCGCUCCAGCAGUUAAUCAACAAAAGAAAGUGCCAGGCCCAGCUCAAGAUGGUACUACACCUGCAGGGACCACACAGGAUGAAAGCCCUCCACCAACUUCUCAGGAUGCUCCAGCAAAGACAAAAGAAAAGGCAAAGGGCUCCAGUGGCCCAAGUGCCAGGAAGGGUAAAGGGCAGAUUGAGAAAAGGAAACUCAGGGAAAAGAGAAGAUCUACAGGAGUGGUCAAUAUCCCUUCAGCAGAAAGUCCUGAUGAAUAUGAUGAUGAUGAAGCAGGGCAGAAAGAACAAAAAAGAGAAAAUGCACUUACCCAGCAAAACACUGUACAGAAUGAGUCUUUUAACAUCGACCCAAGUGAUUCCUAUUUGCAACAGGAGACAAUCAGGACUGUGCCAAACAGAUAUAAAAGCACCAACACUUCCCCUGAUGAUGACGCCACAAAUCGGUGUUCUCGAUCAGACCGGUCAAUGUAUAAUCGCUACAGUAAAGAUACAAAUGUGUCCGUAAACUCCGGGCAAGGGAGCUUGGAAAAGAAAAUUGAAGAACUAGAAAGGGAAUUAGCAAAAGAGAAACAAGAAAAUCUAAAGUUACUGAAGAUAAUGCAAGACAAAGAAGACUUAAUUAUGAAAAUGAAAGAGGAAAUUGACUUACUAAACAGAGAUUUGGAUGAUCUAGAAGAUGAAAAUAAACAGCUAAAGCAAGAAAAUAAGACCCUUCUAAAGGUUGUUGGCCAGCUAACAAGAUAGAAGAUCUACUGAAUCCUCAUCAGCAAAACACACUACUGAUUUAUUUUUAUUACUAUUAUUGUUUUUGGGCUGGCAGGGUAGAUGAGAUGAUCUAGUUUUAAGGAGGACAUUGAUGAAGUGGCAUCUUGAAUUAUGAGUAUUUGAGUGGACUAAAACGUUAGGAGGUAACAUUUUGCACCAGCUUUUUGAUGACAGGAAUUUUUUAUAACUGCAAACAGUAUUGCCUGUAAUAAAAAAAUCCAUGUAUCAAUUA